AUGGACAUCAAGUUUUGCAAGACCAACCUUCUCAUUGAGCACAAGGAGUUGGAUGGGAGAUUCCAAUUCAAGUUCACACAUCCAUUGGUUGGACCCUCCAAGUUCUCCUGCCCAACCCAGAGCUCACCACAGUUAAGGGGUCCAGGAGAGUGCGAUUUGGGUGAGCCUGAGUGCUAUUACUUUGAGGAGUAUGAGGCUCCAAGGAUGAACCCCUCUGUUGUGGCUGCCCACAAGAGGAUUGGACUUCUCCAAAAGUUCAACAAAUGGCAAGGGAAAGCCAUUGAGAAGAUGCAAAAGUCCAUGGACAAGAUGGUGAGCAAGAUCAAAAGUUUGGAGAAGAAGGUUUCUGGUUCUUCAAGCAAGAAGAAGUCCAAGGCCCCCACAUUCCCUAGGAGUAGAUCACUCCUCACCACUCCAAGGAGGCUCCCUGCCCAAGAGCCUCACAGAGCCUCUUCUUUCGAGCCAAGGGAAGGAGAGACAAACGCAGAGAAGGAGGAAGAGUUCCAAGGCCAGACGCUCCAGCUCGACCACCGGACUCGAUCGAGUCCAAACAGAGGAAACUCAACUCGAUCGAGCUGA
Microthlaspi erraticum is the source of this 579-nucleotide messenger RNA. The record is from the annotation of a GenBank genome assembly. Lineage: Eukaryota; Viridiplantae; Streptophyta; Magnoliopsida; Brassicales; Brassicaceae.